This is a messenger RNA of Aspergillus chevalieri, 813 nucleotides long. Its product is annotated as enoyl-CoA hydratase/isomerase family protein. The transcript has 2 exons. Gene Ontology annotation, biological process: fatty acid beta-oxidation. The record is from RefSeq and is a predicted model, not a curated record. The coding region runs from base 1 to 813 and encodes 270 amino acids. Gene Ontology annotation, cellular component: peroxisomal matrix. Lineage: Eukaryota; Fungi; Ascomycota; Eurotiomycetes; Eurotiales; Aspergillaceae.
AUGAGCACAAACCAAACUGUGUCCAUUGAGUAUACAGGCAAGACCGCCAUUAUCACCCUUGAUAACCCAAAGAAGCUCAAUGCUUUGAGCCGCGAUGACUACUAUCGGCUGGCUGCAUUACUGCGAGAAAUCGCCCAGCGGGAAGAAAUCCUGGUGACGCUUCUUCUUGGCAAGGGCCGCUUUUUCUCAGCAGGCGCCGAUAUAUCUAGCCAAUCCCCAGACCUGGGCACCAUGGAUCCCCGCCACUUCUGGCUCCCCGCCCUCGCAGUCAACAACAUCGAGCUAGCAGACGCCUUCUACUCGCACCCCAAAAUCCUAGUAACAGCGCUAAACGGGCCCGCCAUCGGCCUCUCAGCAGCCAUGAUCGCUCACUCGGAUCUCAUCUUCGCCACCCCAGAAGCCUACCUCCUCACCCCGUUCUCCUCGCUCGGCCUCGUCACAGAGGGAGGCGCGAGUAUCGCCUUCGUGCAGCGCAUGGGCAUCAGCAAGGCCAAAGAGGCGUUGCUGUUUAGCCGCAGGAUUACCGCGGAGGAGUUGUUGCGGAGCGGGUUUGUGAAUCGGAUUUUGGAUGGUGGGAAGGAUGAGGGGAGGUUUCGGGAGAUGGUGAGGGGGGAGAUUGAGGGGUGGGUUGGGGGGCAUUUGCUGGGGUCGAGUGUUUUGGGGAUUAAGGAACUUUUGAGGGCACCGGGGGAUCGGGAAUUUGGAAAUCAGGCUGUGAAGGAGUUUAUGGGGGGUUUGAGGAGGUUUGCUGAGGGGAUUCCGCAGGCGGAGUUCGAGAAGAUUGCGACUGGGGCGAAGAGGCAUAAACUUUGA